UGGUACCUUACGCGGAGCACGUGAAGGCAACAUCGCUCUGAUUCAGUCAAGCACGCGGCCAUUCACAGUUUAAGGUCCUUUCGGUGACACUGAAUGCCUAGCCGGUGUGCGCCUCCCUCGUCUUGUGGAUACAUUUAAAGCUUUGGGUGGAAGCGGUGGUUCUUUUUUUUUUUUUUUUAAUUUUUUUUACAAGCGACUUAAAGUCUGUGUUAAGUGCGUGAAACGAUGCUGAUGAAGUUGGAAAGUAAUGAGCGAGGAUGUUGAAGCUGCCGGAAAGCCCGCUUUGUUCGGAGGAGCGCAAGGCUUUUGUGCCGCUGUCAUCCCGCAGCUCAUUCCCUGCUGCUUUGUCUUCACUUGGCCCUCUGAUACCGACCGUGACCGGCAGUGUGGUUUGUCAGUGUCGGACUCCAACCACCAGCAGCAGGUCAGCACCAUGAGUCUGUAUGGAUCCAGCCCCAGUGGUGGCGCUGUUGGUGGUGCGAGAGAAAGAGGGGGAGCAGAACAUUACCGGGAACAACGGCGGCGCUCCAGCGAUCGCUCACGAGACUCCUCCCAUGAGAGAGGAGAGAGCCAGCUGACGCCUUGCAUCAGGAAUGUCACAUCUCCCACUCGGCAGCAUGGAGGCUUCCUUGUUGAGCUUUAUACAUUCCUCUCUCCCUCAGAUCGUGAACGUGGUGAUGGAGGCUCGUCCUCUAGGUCUUCCAGUCCACGCCCUCCCAGGGUUUCUCUUCCCUAUUCCCACAUUGGAGGAACUUUGAUUGGAGGACACAUACCUCGGUCCCUGGGUCCUCCUGGAGUUGACCACCACUCCAAGACUCUGGGCCAAGGACCGUGCGAUAUGAUCUAUGUGUAUGACCUCAGCAGUAAAGAAGGGCAUCGCAGUGGACUGAGACUGGGAGAAAGAGUGACGCUUAUUGUGGACAAUACAAGAUUUGUGGUGGAUCCUGCCAUCUUCACAGCUCAACCCAACACCAUGCUGGGCAGGAUGUUUGGUUCUGGGCGAGACAACAACUUCACACGACCCAAUGAAAAAGGGGAGUUUGAAGUGGCUGAUGGCAUCAGUUCCACUGUCUUCAGAGCCAUCCUGGAUUACUACAAGUCAGGGAUAAUCCGCUGUCCUGAUGGCGUUUCCAUUCCUGAGCUGCGGGAGGCAUGUGACUACCUCUGUAUCUCCUUCAACUACAGCACCAUCAAGUGCAGAGACCUCAGUGCCCUGAUGCACGAGCUGUCUAACGACGGGGCCCGGCGUCAGUUUGAGUGUUACCUGGAGGAGAUGGUGUUGCCACUAAUGGUGGCCAGCGCUCAGAGUGGAGAGAGGGAGUGUCACGUGGUGGUACUGACAGACGAUGACGUGGUGGACUGGGAUGAAGAGUACCCUCCACAGAUGGGAGAGGAGUACUCACAGAUCAUCUACAGCACCAAACUGUACCGCUUCUUCAAGUACAUAGAGAACAGAGACGUGGCCAAGUCUGUGCUGAAGGACAGAGGACUGAAAAAGAUCCGUCUGGGAAUAGAAGGCUACCCGACUUACAAAGAGAAAGUGAAGCGGCGUCCUGGAGGUCGUCCAGAGGUCAUCUACAACUAUGUCCAGCGCCCCUUCAUCCGCAUGUCCUGGGAGAAGGAGGAGGGGAAAAGCCGCCACGUGGAUUUCCAGUGUGUCAAGUCCAAGUCCACCACCAACCUCGCCGCAGCCGCCGCAGACAUUCCCCAGGACCAGCUGGUGGUCAUGCACCCUCCAGGGCCGCAGGUGGACGAGCUAGACACUCUGCCGCAACCGCCAGCCAUCAGUGACCCCCACCAACCGGCGCUCGGGCCAGAGAGCAACAUGACCCCUCAGCUCGCACAGGCCCACGAGGGCCUGAACCAGCAGGCUCAGGACGGUCCGAACCAGGUUGCACACAGCCUGGCCCACAGCAACCAGCAGCAGCACGGCAGCAGCCACACUCAGGCCACUUACCACUACGAGCCGGACCCUGACCCACCGUCACCCUCUGCAUGAGACUGGUUGCACACUUCACCUCCCUUCUACUCCAGUGUUCACACUGCCAGCAACAAGCGCUUUAUGUACAUCAUUACACUGAGCUGAAGUCAGAAGUCGAACCUGCUGAAGAGGAACACAGUGACAUAGCAGAGCACAGAGACCUGGUUGGCUCGCAACAGCCAAAAAGCAAAGUUGAACUUUUCUCAGCCUCAACGAGUGGCACUCGUCCCCACUUGCUGCUUUCAGUGUGAACACAGACUUUGUUCCCGCACAUCCCCACACUCCCCCCUCAUCUCCUUUUCCUCCUGAGUGGCAAAACACCACUUUGCCUUCUCUUGCACCUCCUCUGCAGCCUUUCUCACACAGCAUCUGAAUGAAGGAGAACUGCUCUGCAGCCAAGGAUGGAUGAAAGCACAUCAGCAGGCCUCCUCAUGAUUUGGUUUUAUUUCUAUGAUCAGAGGAGAAUUGAGUUGCAUUCUGUAUACAUGUUAAAAGACAGAGUACUGUAUGUUAUUUUGCUGAAGCAUGUGUGACAGCUGUGAAUGUGCAGUGCUGAGUGUGCAUUGUGCUGCUAGGAUACUGUAGCUCUCAGAAAGUGGAUAUCAGUGCCUCUUCAUGGUUGAUUUGGGGGCCAGUAACUGAUGUGAAGAUUCACUUUUUCCAGCAUAUGCGAAGGUCUUAAUGAAAGAGUGAAGUUUUCCUUUUACACAACAUAGAUGAGGAUUUUUCCACUCUCCUUUAUACCAGUUGAUUUGGUUCCUUGUAUGUUUUUAUGCCCAUGUUUUCACUUUUUUGCUCCACUCCUGUUUGAGUCCUGACUGAGCUGCUCUGAACACUGCACAGGUUUAGCACCACUGCUGUGAGCACACACGAUGUCAGAGAAGAUGUCGAACACAAUGUUUUUCAAAUAAAGAGUAUUCACAACA
Messenger RNA from Lates calcarifer (barramundi perch), 2907 nucleotides. RefSeq names its product BTB/POZ domain-containing protein 10. The coding region runs from base 248 to 1999 and encodes 583 amino acids. Gene Ontology annotation, biological process: positive regulation of phosphorylation. Gene Ontology annotation, molecular function: protein binding. The transcript has 8 exons. Gene Ontology annotation, cellular component: cytoplasm. The record is from RefSeq and is a predicted model, not a curated record. Lineage: Eukaryota; Metazoa; Chordata; Actinopteri; Centropomidae.